Myzus persicae (green peach aphid) is the source of this 891-nucleotide messenger RNA. RefSeq lists its product as uncharacterized. The annotation marks the transcript as partial. The transcript has 2 exons. The record is from RefSeq and is a predicted model, not a curated record. Lineage: Eukaryota; Metazoa; Arthropoda; Insecta; Hemiptera; Aphididae.
AUGCGUUACGUCAACUCGCGAUACGUCAGUCCGCCUGAAGGCAUUUGGCGGAUGUUUUCUUAUGAAAUGCAUAAGAGAAGUCACACUAUUGUAAGACUUCCAGUCCACCUGGAAGAUCUUCAUACUGUGUACUUUGCUCCUGGACGUGCUGAAGAACGGUUACACAACGCUAACCAGCGCCGUACAAAACUAACGGAGUUCUUUGCGCUCAACACAAACGACGUGGGAGCAAGACAGUACCUGUACCACGAGAUACCGGUACAUUAUACUUGGAACCAAGCAAACAGGACAUGGUCGCGGAGACAAAGACGCAAGGCCAACGAAACGUUAGCUCGGAUGUACGCCGUUAGCCUGAUGGAUCAGCACCGAUUCCACCUGCGACUGUUACUUCUGCACCGGAGAGGCCCACAGUCUUUGCGAAACAUAAGAAUGGUCAACGGGAUCGUGCACGAGACAUACGGGGCUGCGGCAAUCGAGCUGGGUCUCAUAGAGGACGACCGAGCGUGGCAUGCGUGCAUGGAAGAGUCUGCGGCGUUGGACACCCCUGAGCAGCUUCGGUAUCUCUUUGUCACCAUACUGGCGCACUGUCAUCCAGCGGAAACGCUGAGGCUCUGCACGAGCUACGAGGAUUGCAUGAUGGAAGACUUCAAUCGCCGUUUGCAAGUCGUCGAUCGCGCAAGCGCGGCGACUCUCGACGCAAUUGAAGGCCUACUUCGAGUACACGGAAAAACGCUCGACGACUACGGUUUGCCCAACCCUGAUGUCCGUCUACUAGAACCAGAGCAGGACGAUCAACUGUUCCGUGUCGUAGACGCGGCGGCUCGGUGGGCACAACAAGUGGCCGACAUGAAUAACGAACAGAGAACAGUGUUCGACCGUGUCAUGGAGGCA